Paramecium octaurelia is the source of this 513-nucleotide messenger RNA. NCBI's taxonomy places the organism in Eukaryota, Ciliophora, Oligohymenophorea, Peniculida, Parameciidae. The record is from the annotation of a GenBank genome assembly.
AUGUUUUUUUUGUUGUAAUUAAUUGCAUUACCAAGAAAUUGGUUAAUGUUAAUUAUGUAACAAAUACAUCCAUGUUAAUUGUUUUCAGCUCUUCUCUAAUAUAAACUCCAGUUAGGGGGAUCUAUUGCAACAUUUUUAUUGUUUUUCAUUAGAAGGCUACAUCCUGAUGUAUAAUUGAUAUUUAUCAAGAAAAUGGAGAUGUCCAAUUUAUAAAGCUAAAAUAUUUAAAUUAUAGUUUGAUGCUUAUUAGUAUGAAAUUUUAAAAUCAAUCAGGUAAUUUGGUUGAUAAGAAUGUAUUUCUGGAUCUCAUUUGAUUUUUAAGGCAAUAUUUUAGAUGAAUUCAUUUCAAAAUCUAUUGAUUAUAGUAUCAUUCCAGAGAUAGCCAAACUAAAUAAUAUUAGAAUACCAUCGUUAUAGAAACUAUGUAGUCAUUUAAAUUAAAAGGAGGAUUAUGAGAUCUAAAGUAAUUCAAAAUUAAAAAAUCCUAAAUCUAUUGUUAAUUACAAUCAUUGA